Molecule: messenger RNA, 895 nt
Organism: Chenopodium quinoa (quinoa)
Lineage: Eukaryota; Viridiplantae; Streptophyta; Magnoliopsida; Caryophyllales; Amaranthaceae
Product: ER membrane protein complex subunit 6-like
Exons: 5
Coding region: 208-567 (119 amino acids)
Biological process (GO): autophagosome assembly; protein folding in endoplasmic reticulum
Cellular component (GO): endoplasmic reticulum; membrane; EMC complex
Source: RefSeq, a predicted model, not a curated record
AGACGGAUAUAUCUCUUUAAUAACUUUGGCGGGUCAUAGCAUAGGGAUCCAUAGAAUUGCUCUCUCUGAGAUAGUGAGAUAUCCAUUGAAGCGCACUCAACGUUCUCCAUUGAAGCGCAGUUGGCGUGAAUCUAGUUCUUGUAUCCCCCAUUGAAGCAGCUUCUGACUUCUGAGGCCGUGGUAUUCGUUUUGUUAUAAGAGAAAAGCAUGUCUGCAGACGCUACAUCUAGUGUAUAUUCCCAGAAUCUUAAAGGGGACCUUAAUGCACCUUACAUCAAUGCUGAGAAUGUGCAGAGUAAUAUGAAAGUCAUCUAUUACAGCCGGACAUUUAUGUCAAUAGUAGGAGGAAUCAUUGCUGGGAUUCUUGGAUUUACUGGACUAACUGGGUUUAUAUUCUACUUUCUUGUGAUGGCGGUAACUUCAGUGGGACUUACAGCCAAGGCGAAAUUCUCAAUUCAUACUUACUUUGAUAGCUGGAAUCGCAUUUUGCUCGAUGGCUUCUUAGGUGGCCUUAUGUCGUUCGUGCUGUUUUGGACAUUUGCCUAUGACAUUGUGCACAUCUUUUGAUGGACUGCAUGUUACAAGACUAAGAGUCGCUGUUGUUGCUGCUGCUGCUGCUCCCCUUGCAGCCCCAAUUUGCAUUGCUGUUUCCAUAUUCAGAAUUUUUAAUGGAACUCACACUCUCUUUCAGCAGAUGUCAUUUCCAGUUUCUUAUGAUAUUCUAGGUCAAUUUUGACUUUGCUAGUCUUUUUGUUUGAGGAACUUACAGCUGAUGGGAGUUUCAGUUAUAUUUGUUAUUGAUGUAGACAGAUUACUUGAGUAGAAAAGCUUGACACAUGUUUCACUCUUUUUUAAAAGACUUGAAGAUAAAUAACUUUAUAUUCUUUUUUUCUUA